Linderina pennispora is the source of this 1852-nucleotide messenger RNA. Its product is annotated as replication factor-a protein. Gene Ontology annotation, cellular component: nucleus. Lineage: Eukaryota; Fungi; Kickxellomycota; Kickxellomycetes; Kickxellales; Kickxellaceae. The transcript has 3 exons. Gene Ontology annotation, biological process: DNA replication; DNA recombination; DNA repair. The record is from RefSeq and is a predicted model, not a curated record. Bases 44 to 1852 code for a protein of 602 amino acids. Gene Ontology annotation, molecular function: DNA binding.
UUUCCAUCCAUCCUUUGACUUCUUUUUUUAUAACACGAUAGUAAUGGAUAUCCAGCUUACCCAGGGCGCGCUUGAGCGUCUGUCUCAGUCGCCGAACUCGUCACCGAUUCCCAGCACAAACGGCGGAGGCGCCGCAACGCGCUACCGCAGCUUCCUCUCCGAUGGCCAGCACUCGACAGUGGCGAUUCUCACUGGCCGGCUGACGCAGCUGAUUGAGAGCAACACUAUUGCACGCCACACGGUGCUCAGCAUCACUCGCGGCAGCGCCAGCAUGAAGGAGGGCCGCCCCGGCGAUAAGCCGCUUCUGGUGCUGAUCAUCCUUGAUGCCGAGGUUAUUGCCACCCUCGACGACCGUAUCGGCGACCCAGUGAAGAUUGGGCCCGAGGGCCACGAGGAGAAGCCGGAUGCUUCGCGUGCUGCAGCACAGCAGCCACAGCAGUACAAGCCCGCUCCCCCAACGAACUCGAACGCGUCGUCAUUCCUGAGCCGCGUCGAUAGCAACCGGCCGAACGUCGGCAUGCCGACGAUGUCUACGCUGAGCGGUGCACCAGGUGCGGUGGCGCCCAUCGCGAGCCUGAACCCGUACAACAACAAAUGGGUGAUUCGUGCGCGUGUGUCGCAAAAGUCGAACAUCAAGGAGUGGCACAAGGAGUCCGGGUCAGGCAAGCUGUUCAGCGUGAACCUCAUUGACGAGAGCGGCGAGAUCCGGGCCACGAUCUUCACGCGCAAUGUCGACAAAUUUUUUCCUCUGCUGGAGGUCGGCAAGGUGUACUACAUCACGCAGGCGCGUGUCUCGGUGGCGCGCCAGCAGUUCUCCAACGUCAACAACGACUACGAGCUGGUGUUUGAGGACUCGACCGAAGUCAUGCUGUGUACGGAUGCCGGCAGCGCGCUGCCGCAGGUGCACUACGAGUUUGUGAACCUGUCUGAUCUGGGCAGGUACCAGAAGAACCACCUCACUGAUAUUCUGUGCGUGGUGCGCCAGUCCUCCGAUCCGGUUGACUUUGUGUCGCAGCGCACGCAGAAGAGUAUGACCAAGCGCGAUCUGAUGGUUGUCGACAGGUCCGGCUUCGAGGUGCGUCUGACGCUGUGGGGCGACCAGGCCAUGCACCCGUUGUCGCCUUCAAAGGGUCUCCGUCUGGGCGACUAUGGCGGCCGCACCCUGUCGCUGCCCAGCAUGGGCUCCUACACGGUCAACCCGGAUAUCCCCGAGGCGCAUGCGCUGCGCGGGUGGUACGAUCAGGAAGGCCGCCAGACCACCUUCCAGUCGUACAGCGCCGGGGCAGCCUCCAGCGGCGACACUGUGCAGCGGUUUGAGUCCCAGCUCAAGACGAUGGAGCAGGUGCGCGAGGAUACGGCGGGCCUGGGCGACGAGCAAAAGUACUAUAACCUGAAGGGCACUGUUGUGUUUGUGCGCAACACGACCAUCGCGUACCCGGCGUGCUCGACCCCCGGCUGCAACAAGAAGGUUAUCGAGGACCCGUCAACUGGGCAGUGGCGCUGCGAGAAGUGCCAGAAGUCGUUCCCGGCGCCCAACCACCGCUUCAUCUUCUCCAUCAAUGUCAGCGACGAGACCGGCCAGAACUGGCUGCAGUGCUUCAACGACAUCGGCGAGCAGCUGCUGGGCUGCACUGCCAACGACAUGAUGCAGUGGCAGGAGAUGGGCGACCCGAUGUUCCAGAAGAAGAUCGACGAAGCCACGUUCAAGGAGUUCACGUUCCGCUGCCGCGCCAAGAACGAGACCUUCAAUGACAACACGCGUGUGCGCUUCACCGUAAUGAGCAUGAGCCCCGUUGACUAUGUUUCCGAGACCAAGCGUCUUGCCCGUCUCGUCGAGUCGUAUGCCGCCUAG